Molecule: messenger RNA, 7046 nt
Organism: Pyrus x bretschneideri (Chinese white pear)
Lineage: Eukaryota; Viridiplantae; Streptophyta; Magnoliopsida; Rosales; Rosaceae
Product: DNA polymerase epsilon catalytic subunit A
Exons: 49
Coding region: 104-6787 (2227 amino acids)
Biological process (GO): leading strand elongation; DNA replication proofreading; mitotic cell cycle
Cellular component (GO): nucleus; epsilon DNA polymerase complex
Molecular function (GO): single-stranded DNA 3'-5' DNA exonuclease activity; nucleotide binding; DNA-directed DNA polymerase activity
Source: RefSeq, a predicted model, not a curated record
ACGCUUUCAUCCCUCCAAAAUCCUCCCCUCACACACAGCUUUUGUCUCUCAGAAGUCUGAACCCCAAAUCUCAAACGGAUAUCCAUUUCACCAGCCUAAAGAAAUGAGCGGCUACCAGAGCCGAAAGCGGGACCACGGCGACUCAUGGGUCCCCAGGAAGAAGAAGGUCAUGCGCACCGCCGAGGAGGAGCUGGAGUCCAAGCUAGGGUUCGACCUAUUCUCCGAAGGCGAUACCAGGCUUGGCUGGUUGCUCAAUUUCGCCACUUCAUCUUGGGAGGAUCAAGAGACCCGUAAAUUAUAUAGUUGUGUCGAUUUGUAUUUCGUUUCACAGGAUGGUUCUACUUUUAAGUCAAAAUACAAGUUUCGCCCUUAUUUCUAUGCAGCAACUAAGGAGAAAAUGGAAAUGGACGUUGAAGCAUAUUUGAGACGGCGUUAUCAAAAUCAAAUUGCUGAUGUUCAAAUAAUGCAGAAAGAAGAUCUUGAUCUCAAAAAUCAUUUGUCUGGCCUUCGCAAGUCCUACUUAAAGCUAUCAUUCGAUAACGUUCAACAACUAAUGAAUGUCAAGAGUGACCUACUGCAUGUCGUUGAAAGAAACUGUGCCAAAUUUGAUGCUGCAGAAGCUUAUGAGUCAAUAUUAAUUGGGAAACGAGAACAAAGGACUCAAGAUUUUCUAGAUUGUAUUGUUGAUCUUCGUGAAUAUGAUGUUCCAUACCAUGUUCGCUUUGCCAUUGACAAUGAUGUACGAUGCGGGCAGUGGUAUGAUAUUAGUGUAUCCAGUACUGGUGCUGUGCUUAAGAUGAGGACAGAUCUUCUCCAGCGUGCUGAAGCUCAUGUCUGUGCAUUUGAUAUUGAGACGACGAAGCUACCUUUGAAAUUUCCAGAUGCUGAAUAUGAUUUAAUAAUGAUGAUUUCAUACAUGGUUGAUGGACAAGGUUACUUGAUUAUUAACAGAGAGUGUGUUGGGGAUGAUAUAGAGGAUUUGGAGUACACUCCAAAACCAGAAUUUGAAGGGUUUUUCAAGGUGACAAAUGUGAAGAAUGAGGUAGAGCUUCUAAGAAAAUGGUUUUCCCAUAUGCGGGAGGUGAAGCCUGGAAUUUAUGUCACAUACAAUGGUGAUUUUUUCGACUGGCCUUUCCUGGAAACCAGAGCCGCGUAUCAUGGGUUCAAACUGAAUGAUGAGGUUGGAUUUCAAUGUGACAAGAAUCAGGGGGAAUGCCGAGCUAAAUUUGCUUGCCAUCUUGACUGUUUUGCAUGGGUCAAACGUGAUAGUUAUCUUCCUCAAGGAAGCCAGGGCCUUAAGGCUGUUACAAAGGCAAAGUUAGGUUAUCAUCCGCUGGAGGUAAAUCCUGAGGAUAUGGUUCGCUUUGCAAAGGAGAAGCCUCAGAUGAUGGCCUCCUAUUCUGUUUCUGAUGCCGUCGCGACUUAUUACUUGUAUAUGACUUACGUUCAUCCAUUCAUUUUCUCUCUCGCAACUAUUAUUCCAAUGUCCCCGGACGAGGUUUUGCGCAAGGGUAGUGGAACUCUUUGUGAAAUGCUUCUCAUGGUCCAGGCAUACAAGGCAAAUGUUAUUUGCCCUAAUAAACACCAAUCUGAUCCGGAAAAGUUCUAUAAAAAUCACCUUUUAGAGAGUGAGACUUAUAUAGGUGGCCAUGUUGAAUGCCUUGAAAGUGGUGUUUUUAGAUCUGAUAUUCCAACUAGUUUCAAGCUUGACGCCUCUGCCUAUGAGCAAUUGAUCAACAAUCUUGAUCGAGAUCUUAAAUAUGCUAUAAGAGUAGAGGGUAAGAUGGACUUGGAAUCAGUAUCCAAUUAUGAAGAUGUGAAGAGUUCUAUAUUGGAAAAGCUUAUGGGGUUGCGAGAUGAACCUAUACGUGAAGAGUGCCCCCUUAUUUAUCAUCUGGAUGUUGCUGCAAUGUAUCCCAACAUCAUUUUGACAAACAGACUUCAGCCAUCAUCAAUAGUUACAGACGAGAUUUGCACUGCUUGUGAUUUCGACCAUCCAGGCAAAACAUGUCUUCGCAAGCUUGAAUGGGUUUGGCGUGGAGAAAUAUUCAUGGCAAGGAAAAGUGACUAUUAUCAUUUGAAGAAGCAAAUUGAGUCUGAGUUUGUUGAUUGUGGCAAUUCCAAGCUGUCAAAAUCUUUUCUUGAGCUGCCUAAAAUGGAACAACAGUCAAGGCUCAAAGAGCGUCUUAAAAAAUACUGUCAGAAGGCGUAUAGAAGAGUAGUGGACAAGCCAGUCACUGAAGUUCGAGAAGCAGGGAUAUGCAUGAGGGAAAAUUCAUUUUAUGUUGAUACAGUUCGUAGCUUUCGAGAUAGAAGGUAUGAGUACAAAGGGCUUAAUAAGGUUUGGAAGGGGAAGUUGUCUGAAGCCAAGGCUAGUGGAAAUUCUAUAAAAAUCCAGGAAGCACAAGAUAUGGUAGUGCUUUAUGAUUCAUUACAACUUGCACAUAAAUGUAUACUUAAUUCCUUUUAUGGAUAUGUCAUGCGCAAGGGUGCAAGAUGGUAUUCCAUGGAAAUGGCUGGAGUAGUUACAUAUACCGGAGCCAAAAUUAUUCAGAAUGCUCGCUUGCUGGUUGAGAAAAUUGGAAAACCUCUCGAGUUAGACACAGAUGGUAUCUGGUGUGCACUCCCUGGAUCUUUUCCGGAGAACUUUACAUUCAAAACAAAAGACAUGAAGAAGCUGACUAUCUCAUAUCCAUGUGUAAUGCUUAAUGUUGAUGUGGCGAGAAACAAUACAAAUGACCAAUACCAGACUCUUACAGAUCCUGUUAAGAAUACUUACACAACUCAUAGCGAGUGUUCAAUUGAAUUUGAAGUGGAUGGACCAUACAAGGCAAUGAUUCUUCCUGCUUCUAAAGAAGAAGGCAUUCUAAUUAAGAAGCGAUAUGCUGUUUUUAAUGAUGAUGGGACCCUUGCUGAACUUAAAGGUUUCGAGAUCAAGCGUAGAGGUGAGCUGAAGCUCAUCAAAGUUUUCCAGGCUGAGCUUUUUGAUAAGUUCCUUCACGGUUCUACUUUAGAGGAAUGCUAUUUUGCAGUUGCUUCUGUCGCCAACCGUUGGCUUGAUCUCCUUGAUAAUCAAGGAAAGGAUAUUGCAGACAGUGAGUUGCUGGAUUAUAUAUCAGAGUCAAGCACCAUGAGCAAGUCUUUAGUAGACUAUGGAGAGCAAAAGUCAUGUGCAGUGACCACUGCAAGACGUCUUGCUGAUUUUCUUGGUGAUACGAUGGUCAAAGAGAAAGGACUGCGUUGCCAAUAUAUAGUUGCAUGUGAACCAAAGGGCACACCUGUUAGUGAGCGUGCUGUUCCAGUUGCAAUAUUUGAAACAGAUGCUGAAAUUAUGAAGUUUUACGUAAGGAAGUGGUGCAAGGUUUCAUCAGAUGUUGGCAUUCGUUCCAUUAUUGACUGGUCCUAUUACAAGCAACGCCUUGGUUCAUCAAUUCAGAAAAUUGUCACCAUUCCGGCUGCAAUGCAAAAGGUUGCAAAUCCUGUUCCUAGGGUAGCUCAUCCUGAUUGGCUGCAUAAGAAGGUUCGUGAGAAGGAUGACAAAUUUCGCCAGCGCAAGUUGGUUGAUAUCUUCAAGUCAUUGAACAGGGAUCAUUUGCUAGAAAAGAGCAGUGAUGCUAUUGACUCUAAUCAUGUGAUUGACCAAGAGAUUGUGGAUGAUUUGGAAGACUUCAACAAAAAAAGCAGUUCCAUAAGUGGACCCAGACCAAUUGUUCGCUGUUAUGAAGUCAAUAGCAAGAAAUAUUCAGUCAAGACAACUUGCCAAAUAAAUUCACAGCAACAACAAACUAAUAAUAAAGAAAAUGAGUGUCAAGAGCAAAAUGGUGUCCCUUUAGAAUGCAUUGAUAGAAAUGUUGAUUAUAAUGGUUGGCUUGAAAUGAAGAAGAGAAAAUGGAAAUAUACUGUUGACAGGAGGAAGAAGCAAAGGAAAAUUGCCAUCCAACUUGACAGAUUAAAUAACACAAGGUCUGCUCACCAUGCUAAUAAUGAGCUGCAUGGUGGUGGUAGAAAGCAGAAAGGAACUCAGGGAAAAAUAGGUGUGAAUUCAUAUUUUACAAGGCAUGAAGAUACCCUAACACGCUGUCAUUGGCAGAUUUUACAACUAGUGCCUAGUUCUCAGGGUGACCAAUUUUACGCUUGGGUGGUUACUGAAGGAAUCAUGAUUAAGAUUCCUGUUACUGUUCCAAGAGUUUUUUACAUUAAUUCUAAAGCACCUAUUGAAAAGAUAUUUGAAAAGAUAUGUGAAGAAAUACCUCCAGGAAAGGAUGUCAAAAAGGCUCUUCCUCAUGGAAGGCAUAUCUACCACCUAUAUGAGGCUGCAAUUGAUGAGGGUCGGUUUAGGACAAUUAGUAAAAAGCUUGCAGCUCUUCUUGGCGAUCCAGAAGUUGAGGGAAUAUAUGAAACAAAGGUACCUUUGGAGUUCAAUGCAAUCGUUCAGAUUGGUUGUGUCUGCAAAGUGGAUAAAACUGCUAAGAAGAGAAACGUCCAAGAUGGUUGGACUGUUAGUGAACUGCACAUGAAGACAACUACGGAGUGUUCAUAUCUUGACCAGUCCAUCUCAUUCUUUUACUUGUAUCAGAGCACAUCUGAAGGGCGAGCUAUAUAUAUUGCCUAUUUUCCUGCAUCGGCAACAAUAACGGUUGUGGUGGUAAAUCCUUAUCAAAAUAAAGAUUUGUCACCAUCUUUUCUGGAAAAACUAUUCCGUGAUGCAUGCCAAACAUUAUCAAUUCAGCCACCUCCUAGGAAUGGUAUCAUUAUAAAGGUGGACUAUGUUGGAUUCGUCAAGGAUGCUGAAACAAUUUUGCACCGUGCAAUUAAUGAGUACAGACAUGAACAUUCCGGACCUACAAUUGCUGUUAUCGAAUGCCCAAAUUUUCAAUUGAUGAAGUCAUGUAUAGGAGCUCUUGAUGAUUUUCCUUGCGUGAGCAUUCCCUCCAAUGCUCGUGAUAGUCUUUACCAGGUUCUUGGGUGGCAGCAAGUGGCUGCAAAAAUUGGAAUGCAGCGCUGUGCUGCAUCACCUCAGUGGUUGAAUGAGAGAAUUUCACUCUCAAGAUAUGCUCAUGUUCCAUUGGGAAAUUUCGAACUCGACUGGCUUAUACAUACAGCAGAUAUUUUCUUUUCAAGAGCACUACGUGAUCAACAACAGGUGCUUUGGAUAUCUGAUGAUGGUAUUCCAGAUCUAGGAGGCAUUAAUGAAGAAGAUUCAUGUUUUGCUGAUGAGGUCUGUGAACUUAAUUUUUCUUACCCUGGAGCAUAUAGGAAGGUCACCGUGGAGUUAAAGAUACAUCACCUGGCUGUAAAUGCUCUCUUAAAAAGCAACCAGGUGAAUGAAAUUGAAGGAGGUUCUUUGCUAGGAUUUGAAUCAGACAUGAACUCGGGAGUACAUACUUUUGAUGCACAUGUUGGCUUUGAUGAAGCUUCCUCAUGUGCUCCUACAUUCCGAGUCCUGAAACAGUUGAUUCAGAGGUGUCUUUCAAAUGCAGUUACGUCUGGAAAUGUUUACGCUGAUGCAUUAUUGCAACAUUUAUAUCGAUGGCUUUGCAGCCCCCAGUCUAAGCUUCAUGAUCCAGCUCUUCACCGCAUACUUCAUAAGGUCAUGAAAAAGGUGCUUGCAAUUUUAACGACUGAGUUCCGCAAAUUGGGUGCCAAGAUAAUAUUCGCGAAUUUCUACAAGGUCAUCAUAGACACAGGAAAAUUUGAUCUGUCAGCUGCCAAAGCUUAUUGUGAUAGCUUGCUUAAAACUCUGCAAACGAGAGAACUAUUUGAGUGGAUUGAGCUUGAACCACUACACUUCUGGCAUUCUUUUCUUUUCAUGGACCAGUAUAACUAUGGUGGAAUUCCGGUUAGAGAUGAAGGAAGCAUGGAUGGUGAAGCUCAAAUGGAUAUUGUAUCAAGCUGGAAUAUUGCUGAAUACUUACCCAAGAAAAUUCAGGACCACUUUGUUUAUAUUGUAUCUCAAUUUCUGUAUAUUCCCUGGGACUACGCACAAAAGCAGGCAGCAGUUAGAACAUCUUUACAGAAUGACAGCAUUUGCACACCAUCAAUCACUGUAGCAGAUGCUGAGACUUUUGAGUCUCAUAUGAUAGAUUUCCUUAAAGGACAGAUCAGCUCAUAUUUUACAGAUAAACUUCUGGGAAUUGUUCAUGAUACGAUACUUCAUAUGAAGGAACUGAAAAAAUCAGAGAAUGACCAUGAUACAUCUCUUGGGCUGCCACAAAUUGCCGGUAAUAUCCACCAAGGGGAUGCAGCACUGGAGUUCAUUAAGGACGUCUGCGGUGUUUUCUCCAUUGACCAAAAUGUUAUCCAUGAUGUUCUGGUAAUGAGAAAGAAUCUGUUGAAGAUUGUACGUGUGAGGGAGUUUGCCCCUGAAGCAGAGUUUCGUGAUCCCGGCGCAACCUUCACUUUACCAAAUGUCAUUUGCAGCUACUGCAACGACUGUAGAGACCUGGACUUGUGCCGCGACUCAGCUCUUCUAGCCGGGGAGUGGCGUUGUUGUGUACCACAAUGUGGGCAGCUUUAUGACAAAGAGGUGAUGGAGAACGGCCUUCUUCAGAUUGUGCGGCAGAGAGAGCGUCUCUACCAACUACAGGAUCUCCAAUGCCUCAGGUGUCACCAAGUUAAAGCUGCACGUUUAGCAGAGCAAUGUGUAUGCGCUGGCACAUAUAAGUGCAGACAAAACGCAGCUGAAUUUCAUACCCAAAUGGAGUUAAUUUGGAAGAUUGCCAUUCAUCAGAAAUUUCAACUUCUCCAAGAGUGCAUUGAAUGGAUUUUAGAAAUGAAUAACUCUUAAGGGAGCAGCCAAGAUUUCUUAUAUUUUGAAGAUGAACAGAAAUGUGUGACGCAGAAAUGAUGGGCAUUCAGCGAGGUACUAUAGCUAUCGAUUUGUAGCACAAUCUGUGCAAGUAAUUUGUGUUGAGCUCAAAUGCCGCAACCAAUAGAAGGAAUUUCCUCUGUAGGGAGCACUACCCUUUCACUUGUACAUAAAAUGUGUAACAGAUGAUAUUGUAAAUGGUCAAAAUAAUGUUAAAUUUCAAAGAUGGUUCACACUC